Messenger RNA from Euleptes europaea (tarantolino), 3447 nucleotides. RefSeq names its product ubiquitin specific peptidase 28 (gene USP28). The transcript has 26 exons. Bases 1 to 3447 code for a protein of 1148 amino acids. Gene Ontology annotation, biological process: protein deubiquitination; regulation of protein stability; DNA damage checkpoint signaling. NCBI's taxonomy places the organism in Eukaryota, Metazoa, Chordata, Lepidosauria, Squamata, Sphaerodactylidae. The record is from RefSeq and is a predicted model, not a curated record. Gene Ontology annotation, cellular component: nucleus; cytosol. Gene Ontology annotation, molecular function: protein binding; cysteine-type deubiquitinase activity; cysteine-type endopeptidase activity.
AUGACGGCCGAGCAACCGCCGCAGCAGGCCCGGGAGGGGGGCGCCGCCGCCGCCGCCGGAAGCCAGGCAAGGAGCUCCAGCGUGCUGGUCAACCAGCUGAGAGAGAUCACAGGAAUUCAGGAUCCUCUAGUUCUCCAUGAAACCCUGAAGGCUGCCGAUGGGGACUUAAGGGAGGCUGUUGAAAUUCUCACCGAGGGCCGUGCGAAAGAGUCAGGCCCAGAGCCAUCUGACUGCGCUGCAGAACCAUCUGACUGUGAAGGGAGUGCUGUUUGCAAACAGCAGGCAACCAGUACAGUUGAUUCAGUAACACAUGACAAAGCUGAUCUGCAGAAAGCUAUCCCGUUGAGAAUCCAGGAGUUUCCAACUCUUCACAGCCUACUAAGGGAUCCUAAUGCAACAGAGAAUGCAGCUCAUGAGUCGAGUGUGGCAGACAGUAAAAACCGUUCCAAAAGAAAACGAUGCGAAGUCUGGGGGGAGGCCCUCAGCCAGAAUGGGUGGAGGAGAACAAACGGCUGGCCUGUAGGAAUGAAAAACAUCGGAAAUACUUGCUGGUUCAGUGCGGUCAUACAGUCUCUCUUCCACCUGCCAGAAUUCCGGCGUCUGGUCCUCGGCUACUCUCUUCCAAACAGUCUACUGGAAAAUUGUCAAAGCCGCAGCAAAAAGAGGAACAUCGCAUUCAUGCUGGAGCUGCAGUGUCUCUUUGCUUUAAUGUUGGGGACGGUCCGUAAAUUUGUAGAUCCCGCAGCAGCGCUAGAGCUCCUAAGGGGUGCAUUCAGAUCUCCUGAUGAGCAGCAGCAAGAUGUGAGUGAGUUCACGCACAAACUCCUGGACUGGCUGGAGGAUGCUUUCCAGUUGGCUGUGAACGUCAACAGUAACCCCCAGGACAAGUCUGACAACCCAAUGGUUCAGCUUUUUUAUGGGACAUUUUUAACUGAAGGGAUUCAUGAAGGCAAGACCUUUUCCAAAAUCGAGACCUUUGGCCAGUAUCCCCUGCAGGUAAACGGUUAUAAGAACUUGAACGAGUGUUUGGAAGGAGCCAUGGUAGAGGGGGAGACUGAAUCGCCACCUUCUGAUCAGUCAGUGAAAUACGGGCAAGAGCGGUGGUUCACAAAGCUCCCUCCAGUGCUGACCUUUGAACUUUCCCGAUUUGAGUUCAAUCAGUCCCUUGGACAGCCGGAGAAGAUACACAGCAAGUUAGCAUUCUCACAAGUAAUUUAUAUGGACAGGUUCCUGUAUAGCAACAAAGAACGUAUUCAAGCCAGAAGAGAAGAACUCAAGAAGCUGAAGGGUCAGAUAGCGCUUCUGCAGCAAAAGUUGGAAAGAUACAUGAAAUAUGGAUCCGGUGAAGACCGCUUCCCCUUGCGGGACAUGCUGGUGUAUGUUCUUGAAUUUGCAAGUACAAAGCCUACAGCGGUAGAGGUCAAAGGCCACACUUCAGGCGUGCCUCCCAUGCAUAGCAGGGUGGAAGUAACACAAAUCACUGAGAAUGGUGAAGAUGCUGUAGCCACCUCUCACCCAGAACUAGUGAACAGAUCCUUCCAGUUCCCCUGGGAUCCUGUAGAGAUGCCGGAGUAUCCAGCUCCACGUGUGGUCACGGAGGAUGAGAUGAGUCUUGUUAUGACCUGCCUGCACCGGUGGAGGAAAGAAGUUGAGCAAGACAUACAAGGCCUGCAGAACUCAAUUGCCCUGCUUGCGGAGUCCGUUGAAUUGAUGUACGCUGAUCAUUCUCUCGAUCAGGUCCCUUACCACUUGCACGCUGUCCUCGUCCACGAAGGCCAGGCCAACGCUGGCCACUACUGGGCCUACAUCUACAACCAGGCCCGAAAGAGGUGGCUCAAGUAUAACGACAUCUCUGUAAUGGAAGCCUCCUGGGAAGAGCUGGAGAGGGACUCCUUUGGAGGCCUGAAGAAUGCAAGCGCCUACUGCCUUAUGUACAUUAACGAAGCACUCUUCUGCUCUGCUGCAGACAAGGGCUACAGUGGGCACUUGCGGAGGGAAGUGGAAGCUCUGAGCACAGAUCUGCAGCAGUACAUCCAAGAGAGCAACUGGCGGGUCGAGCAGGAAAUGGCGGAGUGGGCGGAAGAGCAGUCCUGCAAGGUGGCGCAGAUGGAGCCGUUGGAGUUGUCUGUUGACUCUCAAGAUCUGUCCACGGACUCCACGCAGGACCUCUCUUCACCCUCUGAACACAGGGCGUGUCCUCAGUCUUUCGAGCACGCCAUGAUCUCCAGGGACCAGACAGCUCAAGCCAUUGCCAACACAGCCGACGUGUACGAGAAGAGUGGUGUGGAGGCAGCUCUUGCAGAAUCCCUUCUCGCCCUGCUACUGCAGUCUGAGGAGGCAGAACCAGCAAAGAAAUUCCUGGAAGAAGCCAACCUUGCGGCUCAGGCAGAAGAGCAGCAGGACACGGCGGGGCUAGCAGCGGCCUCCCCUGCCCUGCCUAGCUCUCAGGUCUCUGAAGUGGAGAUCCCCAGUGUGGGCAAGAUUCUAGUUAGGUCUGACGCAGAUGGCUAUAAUGAGGAGGUGAUGCUUAGUCCCGCCAUGCAGGGCGUGAUCCUGGCUAUAGCUAAAGCUCGCCAGACCUUUGACCGGGAUGGGUCUGAAGCAGGGCUAGUUAAGGCAUUCCACGAAGAGUACUCCCGGCUGUAUCUGCUUUCCAAAGAGACCCCCACACCUCAGAAUGACCCUCGGCUUCAGCAUGUUCUAGUUUACCUUUUGCAAAACGAUGCUCCCAAACGAGUGGUGGAGCGGACUCUUCUGGAGCAAUUUGCAGACAAAAACCUCAGCUACGAUGAAAGAUCAAUAAGUAUUAUGAAAGUUGCCCGAGCCAAGCUGAAAGACAUUGGUCCUGGGGACAUUGACAUGGAGGAGUACCAGAAAUGGCACGAAGACUACAGUUUGUUUCGCAAGGUGUCUGUUUACCUGCUGACUGGCUUGGAGCUGUACCAGAACAAAAAGUACUGUGAGGCCCUGACCUACCUAGUAUACGCUUAUCAGAGCAACAUGACCCUGCUGAGGAAGGGACCCAACAGAGGAGUGGAUGAAGCUUUGAUUGCUCUCUACAGAAGGAAGUGUCUCUUGAAGUUGAAUGAUGUUGCGGCGAUGCUUUUUGAUAGCUGCAAUGAAAUGUAUGUGGCCGAAGGCAUAAACCACUUGAAUGAGCUGAUCAUACCGUGCAUGCACCUCAUCAUGAGCAACGACAUCUCCAAGGAUGAUCUGGAUGCCAUUGAGAUCAUGAGAGGUCGCUGGUGUUCCUACCUGGGAAAAGACAUGGAUGAGGACUUGCAGUUGAAGCUGGGUGAACUGCUGCCCCGUCUGCUGGACUGCUCUGCAGAGGGUGUCAUUCUGAAAGAGCCGCCCACGAUCCGUCCCAACACCUAUGACCUCUGCAGCCGAUUUGCAGCAGUGAUGGAGUCCAUCCACAGGGCCUCCACCGUGAUUGUCAGCUAA